Molecule: messenger RNA, 3549 nt
Organism: Lottia gigantea (owl limpet)
Lineage: Eukaryota; Metazoa; Mollusca; Gastropoda; Lottiidae
Exons: 11
Coding region: 1-3549 (1182 amino acids)
Biological process (GO): regulation of cytokinesis; centriole replication; centrosome duplication
Cellular component (GO): centriole
Source: RefSeq, a predicted model, not a curated record
AUGACAUUAUUAAAAGAACAUGGUCACAAGUUUAAAGCUAUCAAAAUGGAUGGUUCGAAGAUGAAAGAUUAUAAAGAACAACAAGGAUUGAUAGAAUAUAUUGAGAAACAAAGUCGAUGUUUAGAUGAACAAGAGAUAUCAAUUUCUCCAGUUAAAAUGGCUACAGCAACCAAUCAGUAUAUUUCCUGUAUAAAAUUUAGUGGUAUUCCUAUAUUACCACCUGUGAUGACUGCUAAAAGGAAAGAUGAGAUGAUGAGUUAUAAGUAUCAAGCUCAGAUAGCCGAAAAUAAAAUAAAAAGUAGACAAAGAGACAAAUUGAUGGCCAGAGCUCAUAGAGCUGUUAAAACUAUACAGACAACAGAACCAAAAAAACAACAUAAUGAUGGAGAAGAAAAAAACAAAAAUCUGACUGCUGAGCUAGAGAGAGUUCAGUCCCUUGCUGAAACAGGCCAGUUUGAAGAGGCAAUUCAAUCUAUAGAUUCCCUUUCAUCAGGAUUAAUGUCACUAGAAGAUGGCUCUUUACCCAAUGACUUUUAUGGAUUACCAUGUACAUCAGUUCAUGAACAACAAAUUUCACAAGUCUUACAAAAACUUUCUAAACAGUUAAAUUUAAAGGAUACUCUUAGUUCUACAGCUGGCAGUACUCUAGGAAGUGAUGGUAAUGUUGACACUCUCACAGAACAGAAAAACAACUUGAAAAUUCCUGAUGCAGUUUCAGAAGGUAGUUCUAAUAGUUUCAGAGAUAGUCAGGAUACCAUUGUUGAAGUUUUAAAUACAUCUAGAAAAUCUAAACCACCUGCUAUUAAGAUAGAAGACAAACCAGAAAGUUCAGUGAAGGAUUCUCCAUCUUGUGGCUAUGGAAGUGGUGAUUCUUCAGCUGUUAGUUCAGCAAACACUUCAGCUUCCGAACGUAUAAAAGGCAGUCCAAAAUCUCUUAAAAACACUGUGCACUUCUCUGAAUUUGUGAAAGUUUUAAAGACAAAUCAAUCAGUAGAGGAUGAAAUAACUGUGAAACGCCUGAAAGAAAUGAAUUCAAAUUCAGAAUCAACAGAUAAGAAGUCUCCAGAGUUGAAAGGACCACAGAGUUUGCUUAGUAAGGUUAAUCUUAGUCCAGAAAACGAGGCAACAACUCCUUCGCCAGAUUCAAUUCUAGAAGUACCUUUUCAACCAAAAGCAGAUCCACCAAGAAAAACAAAUGAAUCUCUGCCGAGUAAAAAUACAUUACAGAAAGUUUUAGAAGACAAACCACCCAAGCCUGGUUAUGUUUCUCCAAAAAUUUCACCUAGUUGUGGAUCAGACCCUGGUUCAAGAUCAUCCAAGAGUUCGACACCAGUUAGGCGUGCAGCUAGUUUGAAAUUUAAUAAACCCAGAAAGUCAGAUACUUGUGAAAAUAGUCACAGUUCUUCACUUCAUUCUUCACCUCAUAGUCAAACAUCAUCUUCAGAUAACAUGUCUAGUCAAACAGAUACAAAUUCUAGAUUAUCCAGUACUGGAUUAUCUCAAUCAACAGGACGCUCGUCACAAACUGCUGAUACCCAGAACUCUUCUCAACAAACACAGAGUCAGAAUGAUACACAGUCAACCUCACAGUUAUCUACUACAAAUUCAUUUAGCACUCGUACCAGCCGUACCACAAAUGAACAGUUGACUAGUGUCACAGAUUCGCAAAUUUCAGCAAGAACAGAUUUUACUUUGGAAACGACAGAUUCUGAAAGUACGAUUAAAGCUGGUGUCGGCCAUGUUGGUAGUAGUACAGGAAGUUCUAAUUUAUUACGCUAUAAAAAGGCUAUUGAAAACACUUUGGACAAUUCUGAUACCGGUACUGAUGUUUCUAAAUCUCAGUUGGAAUCUGUUACGGAAAGUGCUGAUUGUGAAGUUCUACAAAAUAAUUUGCCUGCUGAUGCAAAGGGCAAAGGUCAUGUCAGGCGUGGAUCAUACACUUUAGAUAAUCCCUCACCUGUUCUAAUUCAUGCUCAAUCUAGAAUAGAUAAAGAGGGUGGUGGGACACUAGGAGUAGAAACGAGUAUCUAUGCACCAGUGAUUGGCAAUCCAGGAAUUAAUAAGCCGAUACAACGUAAGCUAGAUUAUGAUGAGGAUCCAGAUUUAGAGAAUACCAGACCUGUCAGUCUUCCUAUUCCUCCUGACCAGGAAUCUGAAGGAAAAGAAGAGCAUAUUCAUCGUUAUCUAAAUCAUGUCCAACAACAAAAUAAACAGCCAUUAAAACAACAAGCACCUGUAUUGACUAGCCAAUCAGAAUUAAGUGAAUAUUCUACAUUAAACAGUAUUAAUAUAUUACACUCUCUAAUAGAGGAAAUCAAUAAUAAACCAGAUAUGUCUGAAGAAGAAUUAUUAAAAUUACAAAAGGAGAGAUUUCAAGCUAUGCAUCAAGGUUUAUUAGAAAAACAGAGAAAUGAUUUAGAAGAACUAUUUGUUAUGCAGAGACGACAACAGAUUAAUUUACAGUCAGAGAUUGACUGUCAUAAAAAAGUUGUAGAGAAGCCUCAUCCAGGAAGGAAAUCGGUCCCAUUUUAUAGUUCACCAGAUCCAUAUUGUGAUGGAAGAGACAACAGAAACAUAUCUCUACAGUCUCACUCUAGUGUUCUGUAUCCUACUAGGUCAAAUAGACCUCGCGAUAAAUUGACACCUAAAAACCUAAUGUUUCCUAAAACCUCUACACCAACACCCAAAGUUUAUAAACCAUUAGUAAGAUCACCCGUCAAAUCUGUUAAUCCUGUCUACAGACCUAACUAUCCAGUCAAGUUACCACCUGAUAUAAAUGAUAUAGAGACACAAUUGAAGUUUUUUAAAGUUACAGCAUUAGCAAGAGGAUUUUUAACCAGAAGGUUAUUAAAAUCUGAAAAAGUCCAAGAAUUAAUCAAAACCAUUCGAGAUACUCGAGAGUUUGCAUUUAGUUUUCAAUCCGAAACCCCUAUAAAGAGUGGUAGUUUUUCAAAUCAAGAUAGAAACUUAUUAGAAAGAAUUAUUGCUCAGUUACAAGCAGCAUUAUUAGAUGUACAUGAAAUAUUCUUUGUCCUACCAGUCUCAGAUAGAAUGGAACUUAUCAGACAGACCAGACUUAAAGAACAAGAACGAAGAUAUCUAGGGGCAUCAUCUAACUCUACAAUAAAAGAUUCAGCAAGAAAAUUAAACAGAUUUUUUAGCUGCCUGAAUCAACAUGAUUUGAGUUCCUUAAUCAGUGGUAGAGAAGAAGAAUUACAAGCAGCACACCGCCCUAAAACAGCCCCACCUUCAACUAGUAGUCCUAGAUCACAUUCUACCAAUUCAAGAGCAUUAAAACCAUUACAAAGUCAGAUAUCACCUAUUAGAAAAGAUGAUAUAUCUCAACCAAACAAUAGGACCAACAAUAAAGUAAGACCAAAAACUGCUCCUGAGAAGCCAACACGAGAACAACUAGCUAGUAAAAACAGAAAGGUUAACAAUGCUGCCCCAACUACUAAUAAACCUAACAAAACACCUGCUUCUAAUAAUAAAUCUGUAACUAAAGUCAUACGCAAAGUCAGCUCGAAAUCAGAUAAAUCAUGGAGAUAG